CCAUUUUCAUAAACAUAUUAAAGAAUAGUUAUAAUUCAACUCCAACGCAAACAAUUUAUGGUUUUUACCAAAUAAUUAAAGUACGUCUAUUGUUGUUACCAAUGGAGUCAGCGCUUCUUAAUUACAAUCGUGUGUCUUGCGCGUCUGCUGCAGCUACGCCAAACGUAACACCUAUUAAACCACGUUUGGGAAGAUUUGUGGAUUUUUAUUCUCCGGAACAUUUAAAUAUAACUCCUAAAACUAAACCUCGGUUUGUAGCUGCAAUAACAAAUGAAAAUCGAAGAUUUUCUACACCUGAAAAGUGUUUGGAUAUUGAUAAUAGAUGCAGGACCGUCAAAGCACAAAAGAAAUAUCAAAAUGUUUGGAGUAACUGCUCAUUUGAGGGCAAUCAAAGUUUUCCAAGACUAAAACACCAUAUUAGAUCCAUAAAAAUGGAUUUGGAAACACCAACAAAAGUUAAAACAUCUGUUGAUUUAGUUAGAGUUGAUGGGCCCAAUGGCCUACGUUUUAAUACAUCAUUAGCGUCAGGAGAUGUAACCAGCUCACCAGCACAGUCUCAAACUGACCGGCUACAGCAACAUAUAACUAAUAAAGCCGUCUUUACAAUUGAGCCUAAUACAUCAAAGAUUCUUAUUGUAAACAACAAGGCAUGCUCACUUCUAGGAUAUUCUUCUGGUGAACUUUGUGAUCUGUGUUUCUCUGACUUACUACACAAUAGGUCAAAUCAAAAAAAGUUCAGUUUACAUGCAGAAGAUGGAGACACUUCUGAAGAUGGUACAGCGGUGUUGCUAGGUGGUAAAGUAGUGGAAUUACUUUCAAAAGAUGGAACUGCAAUACAAGUAUCACUUUGGAUCCGACAGUUGGAUGCUGAUGGCCCAUGUUUGGUUGUUGCAGAGCCUGUCAGCUGCAAAAAUGUUUUGUUCACCAUAGACGCAGACACUGGGACAAUAAUAAGUUGUGUAGGCGCUGAUGCAGGACUUUUGUUCCAAGCGGAGUCGUGUGAGAAGCUCGUGGGAUUGCCUAUAGGUUCUCUCAUUCCUUCAAUACAGUUGCCGCCUUAUGAUCUUGCUAUACCUAAGGCAUUGGCCAAGCAGAAGGCUACUGGUAGGACAUUAGAUGGAUGUUCGUUUCCUCUUUGCCUUUGGAUUUCUAAAACAGACAGUAUGAAGCCAAAAGAUCGACCUAUAUUUGAAGUUAAUGUUAGGGUUACAUACAACGUAAGUGGACUUCUAGUGGUGGACGAGUCCGGUAUAAUAACGGCUUGCAACCAGCAUUUUGCACAAUUGACAUUCGGAAAAUCGCUAUCGGAAGUAAUCGGACAUCAUAUUGAAGAUGUCAUACAGAACUUUUGUAGGGAAUGCGAUUUGAUCAAGAUUCAAGAUACAAAUAGGAAUAUGACCCUGUCUCCUGUGAAUAAUGAUGAUGGCUCGGGCUCAGACACAGACGAUGAUUCAUGUGGAGCAUUUAAUGGAAGCCAGAAAUCCGCCUGCAUGUCACUAAACGUACAACCGUCACUUCUUUCUACCAAUAGAGAAAAAUCCUCCAGCGCUCUCUGUCUUGACAAAUCCAGCAGUUUAAUCACACACACCCCAACACCCACACAAGACAUGGUCUCAAGCCUGAGUACCACAGAACAACGAAAUGACACUUCAGCGCUGCCUGACGUCACUUCCGGCAUGUCCGGUAUGUCAAUCGAGGAUGAGAACUACUCCCACUCGAUUUCAAAAUCGCGAUCGGAAAAUAUACUCCGGUCGGAGCAUAAUGUGAAAACGGGAAAGGCUUCGGAAAAAUCCGAUUCGAUCUACUACACAUCUCAGCAUUCGCAGGAAGUCACGCCUACCGGUACAUCACCCAGGAUAAGAAAUGAUCAAUUUAGAUUGUCGUUUGACACCAAAAAGAAGUCCGGGAAGGAAGACAGGAGCAGUAUCUCAAUUGACUUUUGUGACUCCAAUGAAACUAGUGCGGACUUUUUGACGCCGAUUAAUGAGAUGCCGCCAUCUGGUUGUGAGAUUGAAGAACUUCCGCGCCAUAAUGGAACCGAAAGCGUUGAUAGCCUGAGCAAUGAUAUCGAUCUUGAGACGCAGACGGAAUCAGCGCCAAGGAAGAAAUUUGAAGAGGAACCUCCCGGUUCUCCGUGCGUUGUGAAGCGUGCAGUACGUAGUCACGUGACAACGUCUACGCCCACGCACUCGCGACACAACAGGCCCGAAUAUGAAACUGAUUAUAGACACAAGGAUGGGACCUAUAAGGGCGUUGUAUUGCACAAGGACGGUACGGAAUUAGGUGUAGUAUACACAGUUUCAAGUCUGCAGUUGGCAAGUGGAAGGAGCGUUUGUUGCGUAUGGCUGGGCGUAAGACGAGAAGAUGCGCCACGACACGCGACACUCGCGUCCAGUCUUAACUCUACGGCGGAUAACUCGCUCGUUCUUGGCAACAAAUCUGCAAGCAGUAGGCCUCACUCGAUGUCUCUGAUGAGUCAAUGCGGUGAGGAACAAGUGGCCGGAGAGUACAGCAAACAUUAUGUGACACUCAAACAAAUUGGUAAAGGUGCGUACGGGUGCGUCAAAAUGGCAUAUCGUAGAUCCGAUCGACUUCUAGCAGUUGCCAAAUUUAUACUUAAAGAGAAAGUGGGCGCUCAAUUUUGGGUCGAUGGGCCAGAUGGGAGGAAGGUUCCAUUGGAGCUGAGUCUGCUAAUGACCCUGAAACAUCCUAAUAUAGUAAGCGUUAUAGAUAUGUACGAGAAUGAUAAAUACUUUCAAAUGGUGAUGGAGAAACAUGGGGCUGGUAUGGACUUAUUUGAGUUCAUCGAGAGAAGACCAAGACUUGAUGAGCCGCUGCUGUCUUAUAUAUUUCGACAGAUCGGCCAAGCAGUAGAAUACCUACAUUCAUUAAACAUCCUACACCGAGAUAUAAAAGACGAGAACGUGAUCAUAGACAACAAGUUCCAUGUGAAGCUCAUAGACUUCGGCUCAGCAACAUUCAUGAGCAAAGACACUCUAUUCUCUACGUUCUAUGGAACCACAGAGUAUUGUAGCCCGGAGGUGUUAGCUGGGAAUAAGUAUGCAGGCCCCGAGUUGGAGAUGUGGUCAAUGGGAAUAACUUUAUACGUAUUGACGUUCUUCGUUAACCCCUUCUCUGACAUUGAGGACACCAUACAGGGACCAUUAUCAUUUCCGCAAAUUGUAUCUGAUGAUCUGGAACACCUGCUCAGAUGGAUGCUGUGCAAGGAGCCAUCCCAGCGCUGCACAGUGCCACAGUUGAUGUCUCACGCCUGGAUCAGACAACCAGUCAAUAUCUCGCUGUAUAUCUUCCAUGAAAUUGUGGACUGUGAUCGUCACGAAGCGAACCCAGAGAUGUAUUUCAGCGGAAGUUUGUCGCCUCGAAGCGGGUCUCCUGUUUCUUUAGCUCUGGAUCCGCUUGUAAAAGAACGCUCAAAUCCAUCUGAAGUCGCCGCGCGAUCGGAGAGUAAGAAUAUCUCAAAAGACGAGCGAAAACGACACGACCCACAUUCUGAAAACUACAGUUUACGUUCUUCUGCUGAUAUCCUCGACAUAUCGUCAAAACCAGUAUCGGAAGCGGCUUUAACCGAUAUAAGUUCAGACGCGACGGGACACGCGGCCUGUGACAUAGACUAUGACUGCGAACACUACGAUUGUGACAGUUGGGAUGAAUGUGAACCUGACAGUUUUUCAUAAACUUAAAGACAAUGGACAUUCUCAUAUAGGCACCGCGGUUUUGAAUGGAUUUAAUUUUCAUAGGUUUUUAAGGGUACCUCAAAGAAUUCUCUAAAGAGGUUUAUGGUUUGACAACUGACAGAUAAUGAUCUGUCAUUUACAGCUCGUUCUAUUCUUAAACUAGUGUAUUGUCAGUGUUAACUGUAAGAUGUUUCUACAAAUCUAUGUUCGAACUUGACAAAGGUUGGCGAUGUAUUGAAAAUAUUUUUGACACAAUCCUUCAAGAUUUAGAUAUCUCACAGAUAAACAUUAAACACAUAUGUAUUAAUAUGUAUGUCUUAUCCAAAAAUCCGCUGAAUUAUUUAGCAAUCUCAUUCUCCAAAUAUCUGUAUGGACAUCCAAGAAUUAGUUUCGCAACAUUUUGAAAACUUCGCACUUAAUAUAAGAAAUCGUUUCUGGCAAACGUGUUGUAUGUGAUAUAAUUUAUGUUUAAAUAAUUGUAAAUACUAAAAGUAAAUAAUUUUUUAAUUAUUUGUAGCUCUGUAGUUGGUAGCUUUUUCUCGAACUAUAAUAUAAAAUGAUCUCCUAAAUACACGAUAAGAUACCCAAUGUAGUAAUGUAUUUAAGUCAUAUACUUAAAUACAUUACUUCUAUGUGACAUAUUAAAAAUAUCUAAAAUUUUUACACUAACAAGAAAAUCCUAGACUUGGAAUUGAAUUAAUUCACAGAAAACGGUAGUUAUAUAAUCGCGAUCUUAUGACUAUUAUAAAUUAUAAAAUGGACACAACGGUUACUCUUGCACGUAUUUUUUUUUUAAUUUCACACAUACGUCUCAAUUUUAAUCUUGCUAAUAAAAAUUAUCUAUAAAGCUUUGCGCUCAAGUAAAAUGAAUCCAAAUCUCAAGUUUACGUUCUAGUCUAGAGAAAAUGGCGCGAAAUUGUUUAACUUAUUUGUGUACGUGUCUGGUAAACGUUUUAUCUUACGUCCAGGUAUUACUUGUAAUUUCUACAUACAGCCAAAAUCAAAAAUCAUAUAGGUAACACAGUGUUGUACACUUAGGAACUUCAAAAAAAAAUAGACGUUAAAUGCUUCUAAUUUCACAUUUAAUGCCAGUCAACGUAGAACGGAAGAGAAGAACUGG
Molecule: messenger RNA, 4815 nt
Organism: Pieris rapae (cabbage white)
Lineage: Eukaryota; Metazoa; Arthropoda; Insecta; Lepidoptera; Pieridae
Gene: Pask
Product: PAS domain-containing serine/threonine-protein kinase
Exons: 22
Coding region: 102-3695 (1197 amino acids)
Biological process (GO): negative regulation of glycogen biosynthetic process; intracellular signal transduction; protein phosphorylation
Cellular component (GO): nucleus; cytoplasm; cytosol
Molecular function (GO): ATP binding; protein serine/threonine kinase activity
Source: RefSeq, a predicted model, not a curated record